Messenger RNA from Acinonyx jubatus (cheetah), 1290 nucleotides. It is a transcript of the gene TMEM61, whose product is annotated as transmembrane protein 61. Lineage: Eukaryota; Metazoa; Chordata; Mammalia; Carnivora; Felidae. The transcript has 4 exons. The coding region runs from base 488 to 1174 and encodes 228 amino acids. The record is from RefSeq and is a predicted model, not a curated record.
CACCCCUGCCCUGCGCUCCCCGCGGCCUAGAAACCCUAACCCCUCCCUCCCCGGUCGCGCUGUCGCUUUAAGGUCGGGCGGGGCCGGCAGCGCCGAGGCGCGGCACCUGGAGCUCCCAGAGCGGCCACCCGGAGUCUCUGGCCUGACCGACGGCACGCGAGGACCGGGAUCGCAGGGGAGGUGGGGCGGCAGGUGCCCCCCCAGCUCGAGCCCCAGUCGGGGGCGGAGGACGAAGCCCGGCCCCGCACACGCCUGGCGCCCCAGAGCGCCCCUGCAGCUCGCAGAGCCCCUGCGGGGAUCACAGCCCCCCCCUUCCCCCCCCACCCAGGGCAGGCACGCGUGGGGUGCGGCCUGCUGGGCACCUCGCUGCACCGCGUAGGGGGUGGCGGGAGCGGGCGCCUCCUGCAAACCCGAGGGACACCCAUCCCCAGGAUUGCACCUCCCUCUGGUCCCUGCGCCUGGACCACGCCUGACCACCUGCCGCCUGAUGGCUUCAUCUGAGACGUGUGACGUGAGCCGAGCGGCCUCCACGCUCCAUUACUGCAUGACGGUCAGCGGCACGGUGCUUCUGGUAGCUGGGACACUCUGCUUUGCUUGGUGGAGUGAAGGAGAAGCAGGUGCUCAGCCCGGCCAGCCGGCCCCUCCCACGGGGCAUCCGGUGCCUCCGGCCCCCAGUCCCCUGCUCAGGUCCGUCAGCUUCUUCUGCUGCGGUGCAGGCGGCCUGCUACUACUCUUCGGCUUGCUGUGGUCCAUCAAGGCCAGCACCCGGGGGCCUCCCCGAUGGGACCCAUAUCACCUCUCCAGAGACCUGUACUACCUCACUGUGGAGCCCUCGGAGAAGGAGAGCUACAGGAUCCCAAAGGUGCUUGGCAUCCCCACUUACGAGGAGGCCGUGGGCUGGCCACUUGCCGAGGGGCCCCCGACGCCACCUGCCGAGGGGCCCCCGACGCCCCCUGCGUACCCCGCGGAAGAAAGCCCGAAGGACUGUGCCUCCAGGGAUGCCCUGCGUGGGACCCAGCCCCCCUUGCCACCGCCCAGCUACGAGAGCAUCAUCAGUGCUGUCAACGGCCUCUCUGGAGAGACAGUCCCCGCCACCGCGUGCUCCUGCCCAGGCCCGGCUCAGACGACAGUGGGGGGAGGCACACUCCAAAGCUGGAGACAGAUGAGCUUCUAGUGCAUAAUACAGUGCCUGGUACCCAGGAGGCGCCCAGCAAAUGUUUGUCGCUGAAUGCUGUUUUAUCGACCUACGGCUGUGUAACAAACGGCUUAAAAUAAAUCCAUUUUAUUCUC